Pygocentrus nattereri (red-bellied piranha) is the source of this 4670-nucleotide messenger RNA. It is a transcript of the gene tesk1b, whose product is annotated as testis associated actin remodelling kinase 1. The transcript has 11 exons. NCBI's taxonomy places the organism in Eukaryota, Metazoa, Chordata, Actinopteri, Characiformes, Serrasalmidae. Gene Ontology annotation, cellular component: nucleus; cytoplasm. The record is from RefSeq and is a predicted model, not a curated record. The coding region runs from base 415 to 2556 and encodes 713 amino acids. Gene Ontology annotation, molecular function: protein serine/threonine kinase activity; ATP binding. Gene Ontology annotation, biological process: actin cytoskeleton organization; positive regulation of stress fiber assembly; protein phosphorylation.
GCCGCUUUUCCUGCGAGUUUACCGGCGCAGAGUCCGCGAGCAACGCGGAGGGGCAGCACGCAGAGGGCGAGCUGAGGAGUGUCGGCUGUGUUUACCCGCCGCAGCUGACCGAGAGACUCAGACACGCCGCAGACUGGACUGGAAAGCAGCAGGCAUGAAAUGUGAAGACCGUCCCAGGUGUGGAGGAACGUGCAGCUCAUGAAGCCGAGAGAUUUGCUCUGUGUUAAGUGGAUAUUUAGGGAAGUGGCUGCAUACAGCAAAAUAUCCAAGAUCGUUUCCCUUAGCGAAACAUUAAACAGAGCUCCCUGUAACUGGAAUUCAGUUUAUGCCCCCUACGACCACGUCUCUGUAUCUCUGUAAUUUGUGGAGAUGUAAAGCUUUUGCUGAGUGUUCAUCACAAAAGGAGCUCCUGUGAUGGAGCCCGAUGCUGAGGCCCUUGAGGGACCUGGGCAUGGAGCCCCUACAGCUCCACGCGUCAGACCCUCAUCAUACCGCGCACUGCGCAGCGCCGUGUCCAGCCUGGCGCGCAUCGAUGACUUCUCCUGCGAGAAGAUCGGCUCAGGUUUCUUCUCAGAAGUGUUCAAGGUAAAACACAGGAUCACAGGGCAAGUCAUGGCCCUGAAGAUGAAUACACUGGCCAGUAACAGGGCUAACAUGCUGAAAGAGGUGCAGCUGAUGAAUCGACUCAGUCACCCAAACAUCCUCAGGUUUGUGGGAGUGUGUGUACAUGAGGGACACCUCCAUGCUCUUACAGAGUACAUCAAUGGUGGAAAUCUGGAGCAGCUGUUGGACAGUGAUGUGUAUCUGUCGUGGUCAGUGAGGAUGGGUCUGGGUCUGGACAUCGCCAGAGGAUUGCAGUAUCUCCACAGUAAAGGCAUUUUCCACAGAGACCUGACCUCAAAGAACUGUCUGGUGCGUUGGGAGAAUGACGUUUGCGCUGCUGUUGUUGGUGACUUCGGCUUGGCAGAGAAAAUUCCAGAUUACAGUGAUGGGACUCAGCAGUCGUUGGCCAUUGUGGGCUCCCCCUACUGGAUGGCCCCGGAAGUACUGAGAGGAGAGCAGUAUGACGAAAAGGUGGAUGUUUUUGCCUAUGGGAUCAUCCUCUGUGAGAUCAUUGGUCGGAUUCAGGCAGAUCCAGACUUCCUGCCCCGCACAGAGGAUUUUGGUCUGGAUGUGGAUGCAUUCCAGCACAUGGUCAGAGACUGUCCCCCUGCCUUCUUCAGCCUAGCCGUUACCUGCUGUAGUAUGAAAGCCCAGAGUCGCCCCCCUUUCACUGUAAUAGUAGCUGAACUGGAGGAGAAAAUGAGUGCUGGACAGCAGACAGAGACAGUGCCUGCUAAGGCAGAACCUGUUUCCCCAAGUCUGCGAUCUCCGAGCUGGAGGAGGUCAUCUCUGGACGCCCCGGCAGAUGGUCGCCUGUCCCGCAGUAAAUCAGACCUGCUCCCCCCUCACCCUGCCCAGGUCACCCCAACCCGAGUCAAUCCCUUCUCCCAGAGGCACGACCUCAACGGCGGACGUAUCAAACUCUUCGACACACCAAGCAAAUCUGUCAUCUCUCUCACCUUCACCCUGCCCCCACCACCUGACCCUUGUAGCCCCACCCACUGCAGGAAAGUCCCGCCCCGGCUCCACAGACGCUGCCAGUCAUUGCCCUGCACACCAGAUGGCAUCCAGUCAUUGAGAAGUAGCAGCGAGAGUGAUGUGCAAGAGUGCAACAGUAUUGCACGAAACUCAGAAGUUAGUCAGGAGAUGGCUAACAGUCACAACCUAAGAGAUAUGGACAGCGACAGUGUAGUCAACAUUUACACUGAGACUGAACAUGAUAGUGUGUUCAAUACUCCAACAAACAUUUGUACUGGUGACACACACAUCCUACACGACACAGACAGUAGCAUUUCAAAUGGGCCUGGAUCUUCUCAUGAUGUCCAAAGACCAAACUGUCUGUUGGAUGCACCAGGCGUGGGAGGAAAUGUACGAGAAAUGAUUAUAAAAGACUCCAUUCAGGAAGAACUGGAAGAGGGGCAGGAAGAGGAAGAAGAAGAAAGUAAGAUGAAGGGUUUUUGCCUUCCAGCUGAUGACUCAGGUCUUCCCCUAGAUCUUGAGUUAAUGUCUUUAGACAGGCUGACUGAGGAGAGUGUGGAGGAGGGAAUGGACUGCAGCAGUUCCUCCAAUAGUCCAGAUGGUGUUGUUCCUGAUUCACCUGAUCUAAAGCCCUUCACGAAUGGCUGGAGCCCCCCCAUACUGAACGGACCCCCAUCUUUACCCCCUUUACCCGAUUUGGACAACAACAACAGUGAGAUGCUGCCUUUGGGCCUUGCUGUGAACGGUAGCCGUGGCGCCACGACUCCCUUGACACCCCCUGAACCAGAAGAAGUUGUAGUCUGUUCUGGCUGCUGCCUAGCAGGCUUCAGUUUACCGUCCAUGUGCAUGCGCGGGAUGCGCCGGAACCCAUACAAGAACUUAAACGGAGAUUCGGCCGCGAAGAGGCUGCUGUGCAGAGCCCAGCUUUCUUCUCCUGCUGAGCCUGGCCUCGCUCUGCCCAGCACGCACACAUAAAUGUGGACCCUGGUCAUACAUCAUUAAUAACCCAAAAGGCACCUUACAAAUUUAUGCUAUGGCUUCUUGUGCAGAGAAGUGUUGAUUCACAAGGUGGACAGGUCAUUUAGUGAUCAUCUCCACAGACAAAAAAAAUACUCGCAUACAUCUUUUCUUCUCUACCACUUGAUAAAGCAUCAAAUUCCCAUAAUAUCUGCACCAAUCCUGUCUAGUAAAGCUUACAUAAGUCUCUUGGGUUUCUGUCCAUUUUAGCCCAAUCUUCCACUAAAUUUGUUCUGAGCUGUCUAAGCAUUGACAUUCCCACAUUCCAGCAUGAUGACUGUAGGGGGUACCUGUAUGUGACCGAAUCAACAGACACCAUGGAACACUGGGAUAUGUUGAAUGACCAGCAAAAUCACCAGACCUCCAGUCAGGUUCACAGUCUAGAAAAAUAGGUAAAAUAAUGAAAUGGAUGCACAUAAACCUAGUUGAAAUGUGCACCCUGCUAAUGGAACAGUAGCCUAAAAUAGAUUGGAAUUUUCGUAAAUGACUGAUUUAAUCCUUACUUGAAAUGAUUGUGCUGUUAUUAAGGCAAGGGGACACAUAACCAAGGGUUAGAGAAGAAAUGAUGAAUGUGACAGAUGUUUUGUCUAGCGAGCUUAUGAUUCAAUAAAAAUGCCCCUGUCUUCUAACUUGAAUGUGUCUAUUGGCCCACAGGGGUUGGAUAGUCUCUUAAGCAAAUUAUGUCUUAUUUAGGGUUGGGUAGUAUACCAGUCAUAAGAUAUACUGCAGUGUUUAAAAAUUAUGACAGUAUUUCAAAAUUAUGACGUGUCAAAUUUCCACUUCACAAAGCCAAAUAAAUACAUUCCACCUGUUUAUAUUUUGGAUCAGGCUCACUGAUUAGUGGUGUGGGUUGACCGAUAGGUGGAAGAGAUGGAGAGUGAUGGAGGAGACGAAAGUCCAGGCAAGGAAAACUAUUGAAAAACUAAGUAACAGUGGCUAACGACAGCUAAGAGCCACAGGCACCACAGAACACAUUUGAUUUCGACUCUCAUUCUAACACUUUCAGAUAUCCUCUAACUGGUGUCAUUCAAGCAUAAAUUGUUGGAACCAAAUCUCUGCUGUGUGACUGGGUUGGGCCUGCUAACUAUGCUAACAUUACAUUAGCCAAAAUGCUACAGUCCCAAACACCACAAAACAGAUUUUAGCUUUGUCAUUCCAACAGCAGUUCUUCACCUUUUGUUCGCUGACAUUAGUUUUUAUUAUUUGCACUUGUUUCAGCACAUAGUCAGAAUUCAACCGGUUCUGUGCUGUGUGGAGCCAGUCAGGCUGCAGGUCCACACAACUAGGAACAGGUUUCAUUACUGUCCUUUCAGCACCUGUUGCUCAACGUCUCUCCCUCAGAUUUGAAUCAUCAUAAUGCAGACUUGUUUCUGCUUUAGUUAGACAGAAACAAAUUUUCUAUGGUAAGCAGAGCUUUGGUUUUGCUAGCUAAGCUAAUGCUAACCAGCCCCUCUCUGAGUUAGCAGCACCUAACAUUUAGCAGUUGUUAGGUAGAUGGUUUGACAUUAAUUGAAUGAUGGCUUGUUCAUGUAUCUGGUGGCGAUGUAAGCGAACUAAAGUUUUUGAUUAUUUUUUUUGUUUGAAAUAUUGCAGGCCAGGAUGCCACAAAAGUGAUACAGAAGCGUAUGUCACUUUGGUCAACCCUCACCCCUAUAACUGGUAAUAUCUCGCACCACAGUAAUAUUUGGAGAUUGUUUGAAGGUAUGAAACAAGAGGAUACCACCCAACCCUAGAGGUCUGUUGUAAAUAUGACUUACUGUAAUGUUUUUGAUACCACAGUUGAACUGUUGAUAUCAACCAUGAAAUGAGGAGGUGCUGCUGAGUUGUGCACCUUACUUUGUUGUAUGUGGCGAGAAUGAGACCCUAGAUAUUGAGUAAUAACUUAUUUUCUUUUCUGUUUGCUCUUUAUUGCCUUGCCUUUCUGUAAUGGCACUUGAGGUGCUGAUAUUGUCAUGGUUACUAUUUUGAACUUUAUAAAGAAUGCAACAUUUCAGAAGAUGUAAAAAAUUGUUAAUGUGUUAUUUUAAUAAUUGAAAGUAAAUGACAUUAAAAUGUAAUCGGUAACUCCACUA